Messenger RNA from Aspergillus brunneoviolaceus CBS 621.78, 1209 nucleotides. RefSeq lists its product as uncharacterized. Bases 172 to 972 code for a protein of 266 amino acids. The record is from RefSeq and is a predicted model, not a curated record. Lineage: Eukaryota; Fungi; Ascomycota; Eurotiomycetes; Eurotiales; Aspergillaceae. The transcript has 2 exons.
CGCCUUCCCCCCUCCAAUAACGACGUCGGUCGCACGCCCCGGAUCUACCGGAGAAAUAAUCAUCACCAUCUUCGCUUCUGGUCUUUCUCCGCGCGCAAUUUCUCAACUCAACACGUCGCUUUGCUUUCAUCAGCGUUAUCUCGCAUUUCAAGUUAUACAAUCGCCGUCAUCAUGUCGGACAGCACGGGCAAUAAGGGCGACCCGGCGGUCACUACGCCGGUUCCUCCCAUCGAACCUCUACAACUUGCUGUCCCCGGUUUAUCAUCGGAGUCCACAGAGGUCUUGAAUACUACUCCACGCCUGGACAGUACGAGUGAUGAGACCCAGGAACUGAGUCUGACAGAUGGCAAAUCAGCAAAUGUCGCCGAAGCCCCCACAGCAACACAUGCCUCGCAGCAGAACCCCAGCGAUGCUCCGUCUGCCAGCGCAUCGGCUGGCGAUCACGGUGAACUGAAAGCUCCAGUAGCCGCGGGCGAGGCUUCCCCUCAGAAUGUAAAGGAAGAGGACGACUCGGGACCACAGCUAGUCAUCACUCUAUUGUUGAUCACUGGCUCCCGGCACCCGUUCAAGAUUGAUGCUAAAUAUCUCAAGAAGCAACAAGUCAAUGUUGAAAACCUGGAUCCUUUCGCCAUGAGCGUGUAUACACUGAAGGAACUGAUCUGGAGGGAAUGGCGACAAGAAUGGGAGACACGGCCGUCCUCGCCUAGUUCGAUUCGAUUGAUCUCCUUUGGAAAGCUCCUGGACGACAAGUCCCCAUUAUCAGGUACGGCAGUCCCUACGAGCCUCAAUCGUGUCUCCAUACUGACUAUUCUAGACUGCCGAUUUAACCGAGAUGCUCCUAAUGUGGUGCACAUGACCGUAAAGCCCCAAGAGAUCGUGGACGAAGACGAUGCCAAGGGAGCCAAGGCCCAAUACACCCGUGAACGUGAAUCCAGCGAGCGUAGCCCUGGAUGUCGCUGCAUCAUUCAAUGAGCACGGGUUUUCGAUUUGGUGCCUCGAAGGUCCCCGUGUCGGAAAGCGGCUACCACAAGGGGAUGAAUUCCCUUGGGUUCUAUGACGUCGUCCUCUCAUGCUGUCAUCUGCAAAGCCACGUAUUCUAUCCCUUGCCGUUGAUCAUAUUUCCUAUGGCUAUAAGCCAUUUCUGGGAUUUUCCAAGGAUACCUAGUCUAUCUGCUUCGGCAUUAAAGGCGGCGCACCAGGUUAACUACC